Molecule: messenger RNA, 572 nt
Organism: Staurois parvus
Lineage: Eukaryota; Metazoa; Chordata; Amphibia; Anura; Ranidae
Source: the annotation of a GenBank genome assembly
UCACCAGGCACGACUGUGGGCUCCGAGUCAACUGGCAUGACCGCUGGCACUGGGUCAGACAUUGGAUCGUCUGGCUGGACAGCGGGCAUCGGGUCACCAGGCAUCAGGUCAUUUGGCUUGACAGCGGGCACCGCGUCAUCUGGCAAGGCAGUGGGCUCCGAGUCAACUGGUAUGACCGCGGGCACUGGGUCAGACAUUGGAUCGUCUGGCUGGACAGCGGGCAUCGGGUCACCAGGCAUCAAGUCAUUUGGCUCGACAGCGAGCACCGCGUCAUCUGGCAAGGCAGUGGGCUCCGAGUCAACAGGCACGACAGUGGGCACCGGGUCAUCAAGUACCGGAUUGUCUGGCUCGACAGCGGGCAUCGGGUCACCAGGCAUCAGGUCAUUUGGCUUGCCAGCGGGCACCGCGUCAUCUGGCAAGGCAGUGGGCACCGGGUCACCAGGCAUUGGAUCGUCUGGCUGGAUCAGUUCAUCAUGCUGGGUAGAGGCUUCAGGCCGAGUAGAGGCUUCAGGCCGAGUAGAGGCUUCAGGCCGAGUAGAGGCUUCAGGCCGAGUAGAGGCUUCAGGCUGAAC